Molecule: messenger RNA, 519 nt
Organism: Babesia ovata
Lineage: Eukaryota; Apicomplexa; Aconoidasida; Piroplasmida; Babesiidae
Product: tyrosine phosphatase
Exons: 1
Coding region: 1-519 (172 amino acids)
Biological process (GO): protein dephosphorylation
Cellular component (GO): nucleus
Molecular function (GO): phosphatase activity
Source: RefSeq, a predicted model, not a curated record
AUGAAGGAUUCACACUCGUCGCACAGCUAUGUGCUUAACAAGCCCACGAAAAUAGAGUUCCACAAGGUUCGGAUUCUGAUUCUCGAUGCACCCAAUAAUUCGAACGUCGAGCUGUAUUUGCAUGAGAUGUUGGCGUUCGGAGUCACAUGCCUUGUACGCACCUGCGAAACUAACUAUGACUGUACGCCAAUCACUGCUGCGAAUAUCGCUAUUAGGGAACUUAUAUUCAACGAUGGAGAGGCGCCUUCGGAUGACAUCGUCGCCGAGUGGUUGCAAAUCCUUAAAGAUGUUGUGGCAAACAACGGUUCGGUAGCGGUUCAUUGCGUCGCCGGCCUCGGCCGAGCGCCCGUACUGGCCUGCAUCGCGCUAGUGGAGUACGGAAUGCAUCCUUUGGACGCCAUUUGUUUUGUUAGAGAGCGGAGAAAGGGGGCAAUCAACCGCAAGCAACUGGAAUACCUGAAGUCUUACAAAACACGCAAAAACACGCCUUUGUGUUUGAGACUCUGCCCGAUGUUUUAA